Messenger RNA from Paramuricea clavata, 4830 nucleotides. NCBI's taxonomy places the organism in Eukaryota, Metazoa, Cnidaria, Anthozoa, Malacalcyonacea, Plexauridae. The record is from the annotation of a GenBank genome assembly.
AUGGCAGAUGAAGCACCAGAACCGAUUCGAAACAUCGGUAAAGUUCGAAAGUUUGUUGUUGGAUCUGACUUCGAAGCGUAUGCCGAACAACUGGAAUUCUUUUUCGUAGCAAAUAGCGUGACUGAUGCUAAACAAAAGAAAGCUGUCCUGUUGACGAAUAUGCCUGCAGAAACCUACCAGUUAACAAAGGAUUUAUUUGCUCCACAUCUACUAAAAGAGGGCACGAUCACGUACGAAGCGAUAGUCGAGCGACUUCAGAAACAGUUAAAGCCACAGAAAUCAGCAUUAGUAGCCAGAUACGAGUUUGAUAAUCGAGCGAGAAACGCUGGAGAGACGGUGAGUGAAUACGUAGCUGUUUUAAAACAUUUAGCUACAGAAUGUAAGUUCAACGAAACGAUGCGUUUAGAGCGACUUAGAGAUCGGUUAGUAUCUGGUAUUCGUGACAGAAAAAUGAUGUCAGAACUCUUAAAACUUAAGCUCGAAGAACUGACCUUUGACACAGCCGUUGCUAAAUGCAUCGCUAUUGAACAAUCAUGUAAGGACGUUGAAACUAUGCAAGGGGGGAGAGAUUCAAACCAUACGAAUAAGGAAUCAGAUUCAGUGAAUUUGUUAAAUAAACCUGAAGAGCAAAACAGGAAUACGAAAGCCAAGAAAGGAAGGGACGCCUCUCCUUCCCCUGCAGACCCCAAGUGUUACCGUUGUCAUGGUGAUCAUCAGCAUAAAUCCUGCCCCUUUAAAAAUGCAAUUUGCCAUUAUUGUAAGAAGAGCGGUCAUAUUCGGAGAGCUUGUAGAAAACGAAGCAAAGAAACACAUAGUUUCAAACCCCCAGUAAAUCACAUUGAUGAUGAUGAUGACAGUGACAGCGAUGAUUACCUGGUGGCUUCGGUGGCGAAGUGGUUAGCGCACUUGCCUUUCACCUCUAAGGCCGCAGGUUCGAAUCUCGAUGAGGACUUCUCAUUGUGACUGGAACCCAGUCCUAGUGUGAAAAGAGUAAGUCAACGCUCUGCCGAAAGUCGUGGGUUUUCUCCGGGCACUCCGUGUUUCCUCCCACAGGGAAAGUUGACAGGGUGGGUUAGGCACAUAACUAUGUAAAUGCACGACCACAUCAGCUAUGCUGCGAAUUUAAUCGUGUUGAAAUAAAUGCUACAAACAAACAAACAAACCUGGCUAGUUUAGAAAUAAAUAAAGUGGGAAACAAAGAUAACGUAAUAUGGGUAACCCCCAAAGUUGAAGGAACACCCUUAAGAAUGGAGCUAGACACAGGCUCUGCAGUUUCAGUUAUCCCGUAUCAGUUAUACAGAGCUAAGUUUAGUCACAUAAAGCUACAGAGAAGUCAAAUCACACUUAAAACUUACACAGGGGAAAAGCUGUAUCCAAAAGGGAAAAUCAACUGUAGAGUUACGCCUGUAUUCAAAAAGCUCACUCACACUCACACUUGAGUGUGACUCGAAUGAGAUGCACUCAAGUAGGGUUGAAGUGUGAGUGAGAGUGGAGUAUGAGUGUGAGUGUCCACUCAACGAGGGAGCACUCACUUUAUAAAAUAUUAGCUAGAUUUGUAUUCAAAGAGCUCACUCGAGUGUGACUUGCUGGAGUUUGGGUUUGAUGUUGAUGUAGAAGGUAUAUAAACUAUAGUGAGACUGUUGUAGACUUCUCAAUGCAUUGUACGGGGUUGCUGAACAAUAUGGCUGAAGCUAGACAAUAUUUUUCGCAAUUGGAAAAGUUGCUGUUAACUGAAUUAGUGCCAAAAUACAAAGAUCUUCUAGAAAAUAAAAUGAAUAAUUAAAAGCCAUACAACGUAUAUUAAUUGCAUUAUCAUAUUGAAUAUGUUAUUCAUAAUUUACGUAAAAUGUUGCAUUAUCAGGGCUUGUCGUACCGCAUUGCCCAAACGUCGGUAAAACAUCUACAAUCAGUGACAAAAGGUUUUUGGACAGUGGUAUAAUAUAUACAUAUCUCCGCAUUUCCAAAUACUGUUCAGCAUAAAGCCACUAUCCCUCCCUCCCCCACCCUAAACAAUGUUGGGUGGCUGGCAAGGAACAUUUUGCGCAGGUAUUUCCACACACAACAUUGAACGGGGGGUGCGGGGGGUCGAUUAUGUUGUAAACGUACGCUGUUUAGCUAUUUUGUCCAAAGUGUUUUGUCACUGAUUGUACUUCUUCCUCAUCGCGGCCAGAAUAUGUUCUGGUUCAUAUAGAUAUGAAGUUGAACAACACAGCUGUAACAACAAUUAUAGUUAGGGACGUUUGCAAUUUUGUGCGAAGGGUUGUUGAAAGACAUGGAAAUAGCAUUUUCCAUACGCCAAACAUCAUUUCCACGGUGUUUCGUGUACGUACGCAUUUGUGUUACAUCAGUUAUAUCUGUGUUGCGGUAGUUUGCGGUUGGGUUUGCGAUCAAUUGCUGGUGUCAUUAGAUGUUGACGGCAUGGAUAACCGUUAUCACCAACUAAUAUACUCUCUGGAUAUCACCACGUUCAAACUGUACACUAUAUGCGACUAUUGCCGAAUAUUCUGGCGUCAUGUAUGCUACCUGGCCAACGUGCAACAAUGUUUAAAAUAUCUAAAUUUGGCCCGCAAACAGCUUGAAUUCGCCAGAAAUCAAGUUUGAGUUGAUCCAAAAUAUCGCCUUCAGGAAAUGUUAUGUAAUUGUUCCUUAAGCGCGGUGGGAUUGCCUCGGAUACCCGCUUUAUAAUUCGAUUUGCUGAUGGCUGCGAAAUCUCACACAAAUCUCCGCAUGCUACAUGGAAAGUACCCGUGGCGUACAACCUUAGCAUCAACAAAAGUUGUAUAUCUGACCUAAUGGGCUUUCCUCAGUUUCGUCGCUCGUUGUGUGCAGAUAUUUCUGGUCUAAUUAUAUCCAGUAACUCUCGAAAUCCGGCCUUAGUUACCCGGUAUCUGCAUCAAAACUGCUCCUCGUCAUAUUUCCCAUAAUAAAAAAUAUAUGGUCUCCUCCUGUCUCUGUUGUUUCUUGCGACAUAUUGUCCAGUAAUUCUAACCUUCUUAACCACCUUUCCGCCAUAUUUGAAUCACUAAGUACAAGGUGAGUCUAACUGAGUGCGGCUCAAGGGACGUCUACCUCUCACUCACACUUUACUCAAAAUCGGAGCUUCACUUGAGUGUGAGUGGUGUCUUUGAAUAGUUGGAGUGUGAGUGUCGCAAUAUACUAUGUGAGUGUGAGUGGACACUCAUUGAGUGGUGAGUUGCACUCAUUAAGAAUGAGUGUCCACUCAUUGAGUGUGAGUGUGAGUGAGCUUUUUGAAUACAGGCGUUAGUCUCGAUGGCCAGACAAGACAGCUAGAUAUUCAAGUUAUUGAGUCCCCGGGGCCAGCGUUAUUUGGGCGUGAUUGGCUUUCUGUAAUCAAACUAGACUGGGGCGAGAUCAAAGCCCUUAAAGUAAACCAAGCGACAGACAAUGAGACACAGGGUAAGGUAAAUAACCUUUUGAAAAAGUAUAAAAGUGUGUUCGACGAUGAUUUGGGCACCUUGAAGGGACACCAAGGUGACCUCAAAUUAAAAGAGAACUGUCGACCCCGAUACUGUAAGGCACGACAGGUGCCAUAUGCCUUGCGACCUAAGGUAGAAGCCGAGCUUACACGCCUUGAAAAGGAAGGGAUUCUAAACAAGGUGGAACAUAGUGAGUGGGCAACCCCUAUUGUACCUGUGGUCAAACGAAAUGGCUCAGUACGAAUAUGUGGGGAUUUCAAAGUCUCUGUUAACCCAGUUUUAAUCGCAGAACAAUACCCAUUGCCCCGUAUCGAGGAUAUUUUUGCCAAUCUGGCUGGGGGUAAGCAUUUUACCAAAUUAGACUUACGCCAAGCCUAUCACCAAAUGGAGGUCACUGAAGAGACACGAAAGUAUUUGACGGGUCUAUUUCAGUAUCAGCGGUUAGUUUUCGGUGUGACGUCAAGCCCAGCAAUUUGGCAAACGUGCCAUGGACCAGCUGUUACAGGGUAUACCUGGAACACAAUGCAUCCUUGACGACAUGAUAAUUACCGGAAAGUCCAAUGAAGAGCACUUAGAACGGUUAGAGGAAGUUCUAAAGCGAUUACAAGAGGCAGGUCUGAGAGCAAACAAAGAGAAGUGUGAAUUCUUCAAGGAGAAAGUUGUGUUUUGUGGCCAUGAAAUUGAUGCCAAUGGUUUACACAAAACCCAAGAGAUGAUCGAGGCAGUAGUGAACGCCCCUAGGCCCGAGAAUGUGUCACAAGUUCGAUCCUUCCUAGGACUGGUAAAUUACUAUAAUCGGUUUCUCCCCAACGCAGCUUCAGUUCUUCACCCACUACAUGUAUUGCUUCAAAAAAGUCACAAGUGGAAGUGGACUGAACAAUGUGAGAAAGCUUUUAAAAAUGCCAAGCACUUGAUAACCUCUGACCUAGUCCUAACCCACUACGACACAACGCUUCCAGUUAAGAUCGCAUGUGAUGCUUCACCAACCGGAAUUGGUGCAGUGUUGUCGCAUGUUAUGGCAGAUGGAAGUGAAAGACCAGUGGCUUUUGCAUCCAGAUCGCUCACCAAGACGGAGCGCAAGUACUCCCAGAUUGACAAGGAAGCACUGUCAAUUGUGUGGGGGGUCAAGAAGUUUCACAUAUAUUUGUAUGGGCGACGGAUUACACUAGUCACUGACCAUAAACCUCUGACAUCCAUUUUCCAUCCAGAAAAAGGAAUACCCAUAAUGACGGCCACAAGACUCCAACGCUAUGCAUUGUUCCUAGCUGGAUUCGAAUAUGACAUUGAGUACAAGAAUACGAAAGAACACUGUAAUGCAGAUGGUCUAUCACGACUACCACUGCCUACCACUGCCAAUGACGGAGAAAGAGGAUACAGCUGUGGAUGCAGCUGA